ACUCAAAAACCUUUUUUUUCAUAUGUAAAAUUUCCCCAAAUUUAUACGAGCUCUUCCACAAAUUCAUUCUAGAUACUCCUUAGAUUACUAUCUAUCAAGUAUCUUUCUUAAUCUGCUGCGAAAUCUGUCAAGUGUUUUGCAUCUUGUAUAAUUCAUCCCUCCAUUAUAUUCUUCAAAGAUCCGAAAUUUAAUUUUACUCUUUUUCUACUUGCAGCUAUGCGAUCAUGAGAGAAAACAAUCACAGUGCUAAAUCCGUCUCGAUUUUCAAGAGAAUAUUGGCGAAUUGUUCAGCUCAGGCAAAGGAAUAUGGUGGUUGUGUUGCUGCAAAGGUUCCAGAAGUUGAACGGGACAUGUGCUUGAAAGAAUUUGUUGAAUUACGACACUGCAUGCAGAAUGUGCUAAGAAGGAAGGUUUAAGCUGCAAACAAUUUCUCACAAGUGUAAAAGUGGCAUAGGUGUUCAGACUUUGGAAUUCCUUACUUUGUGUAGAGAAGGUUCCAAACUUUUAGAACAUAAGCAGGAAAUAUGUCUGAAAAAACGUCUUGUUCUCAUCCUCCUGGUUUUGGUGGUUCUGGUUCCCUGUCGCAUGUUCAUAUUGAUUACCCUCCUCUAAGAUGCCAAGUACCCGGAGCAGACAAGCUAUAUUAUGAUGAUGGGACCAAGCAACUAUUUGCUUCUACGUCUGGCCGGGUCUUCUCAUGGAAAGUAUCUCCUUUUAACCCUCAUGUUGCUCCUACCUCUGAAGCAAUUGGAGUAGGGCCAGUAUUGUCAAUUCGAUAUUCUUUAGAUUCAAAGCUUUUGGCUAUCCAAAGAUCUGCACAUGAGGUUCAAAUAUUGAACAGAGAAGCUGGGGAUAUUCAUAUUCAAAAGUGCAGACCUGAGUCAGAAAGUAUUUUAGGGAUCUUUUGGACAGAUUGCCCAACAUGUGAUAUUGUCUUUGUUAAAACUAGUGGAUUGGACUUAUUCUCUUAUAAUUUUGAAUCAAAAUCUCUUCAUUUGGUUGAGUCGAAGAGACUGACUGUGAGUUGGUAUGUCUACACACACGAGAGUAGACUAGUACUUCUUGCUUCAGGGAUGCAGUGCAAGACUUUUAAGGGAUAUCAGUUUUCUUCUAUGGGAAUAAUCCGCUUGCCAAGAUUUGAAAUGAUAAUGGCAAAGUCUGAGUCUAAUAAUGUUCCUAUCCUUGCUGCAGAAGAUGUGCAUGUUAUCACUGUUUAUGGUAGGAUUUACUGUCUGCAAGUAGAUAGAGUAGCAAUGCUGCUGCACUUAUACAGGUUUUAUCGGGAUGCUGUCAUACCACAGGGCUCUUUCCCCUUUUAUUCCAAAAGAGUUGCUGUGAAUGUGGUUGACAAUGUAUUGCUUGUUCAUCAAAUGGAUGCUAAAGUUGUGAUCAUAUAUGACCUAUUUAUGGGCUCUCACGCACCAGUGUCUUCACCGCUUCCACUAUUGAUGAGAGGUUCACUAAAAAGUACUGAUGCAACCUCUCAGUCGAUGUGCCAAAAUUCCCAAGCCUCAGAAGCAAAAGGCUUGAGUGAUGCUGACACAAUUAUGUAUGGCGAUGCUUGGACUUUUCUUGUUCCUGAUCUUAUAUGCGAUACACGUAACGGAUUGUUGUGGAAAAUCUACUUAGAUCUAGAUGCCAUUUCUGCCAGCAGCUCUGAAGUGCAACUAGUCCUAGAAUUUUUACAAAGAAGGAAAUUAGAAGCAGGAAAGGCUAAACAGUUGUGUCUAUCAAUUACUCGCACCAUUAUUCUUGAACGACGGCCUGUACCAGUGGUUGCCAGAGCAGUAGAUGUCUUAGUCACCUCUUUCACCUCCUUGCUAAAAACUGGUAAUCAUGAGAAGGGGUCUAAGGCAGAGAAAGCUUCUCAUUCUGGCAAUUCUAACACCACAGCAGCUGUUGACAAAAACACAAAAACAGCAAAAGAUGAAACCACAAGCUUCAUGCAGCAAAAAUCUGCUCAUAGGCCUUUUCCUGGUUCAGGAUCUGAUGAUCAUGAUAGCUAUGGAAAACAGCAAAGUGAAUUCCAAGAUCUUGAAUCUUCAACUUCGGGGCCCCCCCAAGUGAGUUCAUCAGUGGUUAAGCCUCAAAAUGUUGGGACGAGUAGCACCCCUUUAAACGCCAAUGUCCCUGAACAACAUAUAUCUCAUGAGACUUCGGCUGCAAUUUCGUUAGAUGAUCUAUAUAGUUUUGUGCUUUCUUCAGUUGAGGAAGAGAUGACCGGAGAUGCUUCAUACUUGGUUGCUAUUAUCAUUGAAAUCCUUCGCAGUGCUAAUUCUGAAAAACUAAAAGUACCUUCAAAUAUUUACUGUUUGAUGAUACAAUUGCUUGCACGGAAUGAGCGUUAUGCAGAAGUUGGAUUAUUCAACAUGAAUAAGAUUAUUGAACCUUCAAAGGAAGUUGCAAUGCAAUUGUUAGAAUCAGGUCAAAGGAAUUUCCAAACAAGGAAGUUGGGCCUAGAUAUGCUCCGGGAGCUCCAACUACAUCAUGACUAUGUCUUGCAACAUGUGCAAGAUGGAUACUAUCUUGAAGCUUUACGUUAUGCUCGGAAAAAGAAGGUUAAUACGGUGCGCCCUUCGUUGUUUCUUGAGGCAGCUCAUGCUUCUAAUAAUUCCCAGCACUUGGCUGCAGUGCUGAGAUUUUUCUCCGACUUCAUCCCAAGCUUCAAGAGCUCAGCUGACCACCAAGCAUACACCCGUCUUCUUGCUAAUAUGAGCGCACCAAUUGCUCGUCAUCAUGGUGACCGGCUUUUGACGUAAAGACCCCUGUCCCGGUCUCGGGUUUCUCACUCCGUUUCACCGGUGAGUCAAAACAUGUUUAAUACUUGGUGCCAAUGUUUCUCUUACUUGCUGUUAAGUUUGUAUCUCUGCAAUGUUACUCAAAGUGUUCUAGUUUUAAGAAGGUUAAUAAUUGGAUUGCUCAUGCAUUUGGAGUAACCAAAUAAUUUGGAGAUGCUCAGGAGUGUGUUGGGCAGUUCAUGUAAUUUUAUUUUCUAAAAAUAGUAUGUGGACGAUUGAUUUUGAACAAACGAAAAUUUAAAAAAAAUGAUAAUUGUAUGG
This is a messenger RNA of Cuscuta campestris, 3059 nucleotides long. The record is from the annotation of a GenBank genome assembly. Lineage: Eukaryota; Viridiplantae; Streptophyta; Magnoliopsida; Solanales; Convolvulaceae.